Molecule: messenger RNA, 3482 nt
Organism: Xenopus laevis (African clawed frog)
Lineage: Eukaryota; Metazoa; Chordata; Amphibia; Anura; Pipidae
Gene: olfml2b.S
Product: olfactomedin like 2B S homeolog
Exons: 8
Coding region: 545-2845 (766 amino acids)
Biological process (GO): signal transduction
Cellular component (GO): extracellular region
Source: RefSeq, a predicted model, not a curated record
GUCAAUCUCAGUGUGUGUGAGUGUGCAACAGUCCCUCUCAUCUGUUUCUAGCAGAAUGCACAGAGCUGAACACCUAAGGCACUUUGGGCUGUAACUUGAGACGUAUCAGGGCAGAUCUAAAGAAAGAAGCCCCUCGCUCUGCCUCCUUGUCUCCCUAUUGAGCAGUGGGUGCAGGCAGAGGCAGAGCACACACAGACACAGCAGAGCCUCCCUCCUUAGUAUGCAGAGCACAAUCCAGCGCUGUAGCCAGAGCAUUGAGACUGCCUCACACCAGUACAGCACAAGAGCAAGUGAAGUGCCCACCAUUCCUGACCUCACUGAGCUCUGCCUAUAGGUGAAAUACUGGAGUAUUAUGGAUUUGGCACUUACAAAGUGGGCAGAAUGUAUAUCUCCUUGAUGUGAAAUUAUAAAAGUGAAGAAUAUAUUGGUGUUGGAUUUCUGCUGCCUCUUGGAAUUUACAAGAUUUCCCUGGGUCUCUCUUUGGCAAAUUACCUGUAACACCAGCUCUCAGGGAAUUGUCUGGUCCCAACGCUGAUCCUUUGUUAUGGAACAGACUAGGAAUAUGUUAUUUCUUUUUCUCUUUCUAUGUGUUGAUGUGUGCAUUGGAUAUACAACUCCUGGGGACAACCACAGGCAGCCUCUAGCCCAGACAACUGAGCCCCCCACCCAGGGAAGCACAGAUCCAAGCCACAGCCCCUUGGAGGAUGAAGCGGACAACCAGGAGAACAUUUUAUCCCAGUUGCUGGGUGACUACGACAAGGUGAAGGCCAUAUCGGAGGGAUCUGACUGCAAGUGCAAAUGUGUGGUGAAACCCAUAAAUAGAGACUCCUGUCAAAGCAUGCAUAAUGGGCAGUCCCGCCCAGAAGACUUUUAUACAGUGGAAACCAUUACGUCAGGACCUAACUGCAAGUGUGCAUGUGUGGCGCCCCCCUCUGCCCUCAACCCCUGUGAGGGAGACUUCCGUCUGCAUAAACUUCGAGAAACAGAAAACAAUGGCUUCAAGUUGUCAACAAUUAUAGAAAUGCUGGAAGGAGCCUUUUAUGGACUGGAUCUGUUAAAACUACACACAGUCACCACCAAAAUCACUGGUCGUGUUACAAAACUUGAAGAGGUGGUUUCCAAGAACCUCACUAAAGAACAAGAGCAAAUUAAGGGCAGUGUGGAUGAAAUCCUGACUGAGAUGCACAAGAAGGAAAAAGAGAAUUGCACUAAAGGCAGCCAAGAUUCCCAUUCCCUGCAUAACCUCUCUGAGAUUGGCAAGAGCCUUCAAAGAGAUGCGGCUGCUGCCUAUUCUCAUAAGCAUGACAAAUAUGAAGAAAGGUUUCUUAAAGAUGAAAAUGAACAAGCACAAGUAAUGAGUCCAAGGGCCCCAGCACCCCCUCAGCAAGUUAAGAGAAGGCCACUAUCGCAAAGGCAAAUUCAAGUGAGACCAAAACCAGCCCCAAAGCCAUCUGUCAUCCGAGGGGUCACAUUUUACAAGGCAAAAGUCACAGAUGAUGACAGCGAUUUGGAAGAUCAACCAGAGGAUGAAGUUUUCAGUGGAGAUAAUGCAAUAGAUAUGUUAAUUGAGGAUCAGCUGAUAAAGCACAACAUCCAGUACCCUAGCACCACUGAAGAGCCAGUUCCUUCCAGAGGGCCUCUAACGUCGGACUAUGCUGAAGGAGUACAAACAACAAAUGUCCAACAGUCCACUGCUGAACCUACUGAAACUUUAUUAUUAGUUACUAAUUAUAGCUCAGAACCCACAUUUACAACAGACAUUCUGCCAACAACUACUGAACAAAUCACUACUGAGCAACCAGUAAUUACAGAACAAGCUACAACAAUGCAGUUGCCAACAUUUACCACCACUGUGCCUACUACAGCUGUUUUGACAACAGAGGCCACUGAAGGACAGACUGACGGUUUCCCUACUACAAAGACUCCUACCACUCCUGUUCUUCCAAUGGAUACUGUCUCUCCAAUAAGAUCUGAUGUUCCCACAACCAGUUCAAAGAUAAAAAACACAGCAAAGCAAAACACAGAUGAUAACAAAGGAGAAGAAGAUGAACUCCGAAAACUUAUUGGGCGAUGCAAGGACACUUUGUCUACUAUCUCCGGACCCACAACCCAGAACACCUAUGGACGCAACGAGGGAGCAUGGAUGAAAGAUCCCUUGGCACAGGAUGAGAAAAUUUAUGUCACCAACUACUAUUAUGGAAACACCCUCGUUGAGUUUCGAAACCUUGAAAACUUUAAGCAAGGUCGCUGGAGUAAUUCCUACAAGCUUCCGUACAGCUGGAUUGGUACAGGCCAUGUGGUGUACAAUGGUUCUUUCUAUUACAACAGAGCAUUCACUCGCAAUAUUAUUAAGUAUGACUUGAAACACAGAUAUGUAGCAGCCUGGUCAAUGCUCCAUGAUGUCGUGUAUGAAGAAUCCACUCCAUGGAGGUGGAGAGGUCACUCAGACAUAGAUUUUGCUGUUGAUGAGAAUGGCCUUUGGGUUAUCUAUCCUGCUUUUGAUGAUGAGGGGUUCCAACAAGAAGUCAUUGUUUUAAGCAAAUUAAACUCAGUAGACCUCACCACACAGAAAGAAACCACCUGGGGGACUGGCCUUAGAAAAGAUUUCUAUGGCAACUGCUUUGUCAUUUGUGGAGUUCUCUAUGCAGUCGACAGCUACAACAAGAAAAAUGCCAACAUAUCCUAUGCUUUUGACACACAUACAAACACUCAGAUUGUCCCAAGACUGCUUUUUGUGAAUGAAUACUCGUACACUACACAGAUUGAUUACAAUCCAAAGGAUCGUCUCUUAUACACCUGGGACAAUGGGCAUCAAGUCACCUACAAUGUGAUCUUCGCAUACUAAGGAAAAUAUCCAGAUAUUGUGCCAGCAAUACAAGGGCAUUCCAUCCAUUGACUCUGGCUUUUCACUAAAGAGACAAACUUGAAGAUUCUCCACUGGGUAUUUGAAUAUAAGAGAAUCUAAAAAUUGUGAACUUUUUUUUAAUACAGGACAUUUGCACAUUCCUAUAUAUAAAUCAGCUGAACAUUUUUAGGAAUUUAGUAGCCAUUAUCUAACAUAGCAUUGUAACCGAAGGCUGUUACUGAACAUGCCACGUAAACAAUGAGAUUUGUCUGACUGUAGUAGAAUGACAUAGAUAUUGUAUAUAUAUAUAUAUAUAUAUAUAUAUAUUGUACAUAUAUAUAUAUAUAUAUAUAUAUAUAUAUAUAGAAUCUAUUCAGGCAUUUUAAUUGUGAAAUGUUCUCUGCCCAUUGCAGAUCCCUUAGAAUAUACCGGGUGGAAAUUUGUUUAUAAGCUUUUUAAUGUCAGAAAUCCAUUGGCUAAUAAGAGGGUGCAUCUCACACAGUCAUUGAGUGUUCAGUAGAGGGUAGUCUAAAACCAAUUUGGGGUAGCUUCUUUGGCUAAAGCUUACCACACCCCUAUGCUUCAGAGUCAGGAUGCAAAUGGUUUAGUAGAACAAUAAACUAACAUUUUUACAAAA